GUAUGUAGAAAUAAUUCGAACAGAUUUAAGAUGAGAAAAAACUAAGUCCAACUAUUUAUUCGAUAACUGACAAUGUACUUUUUACAAGAGCAAACUGGAGCGUAUGAAAUAUGAAAUUAGUCUGCUCGUUCUGCGCUUGGCGGAAGAGAUCUUCGGGUGAUGCGGAUCGAUGCCCCUUUCUCGCUGGAUCCUGGAUCCUCCCUCAGGAUUAUCCCUUGUCCAAUGGUGGAGGAGUCCACCCCGUCCGAUGUGGGCCCCUUCUCCUGGCUGUGGUCCACCCUCAGCCGCGUGGUGGUGGAGGCUCCGCCAAGACGCGGGAACGUAACAGCGCACAUGUGCUUAGAGAAAGCGUGGAACACAGAGAAGACGGAAAACAAACAAGUCUUUGUACUAGGUGAAAAUUUACGACCCUCUUCGAGUGCAUGAAAAGACAGAAUAUUCGUAGAAGACCUCGAAGCUUUCAAGAACCGAACGCGACUUAGUCGAAAACAACGAAUUCGAUACGGUCCCUAAUAAAUUAAUCCCUACAAACAUUCGAAGUGAAGCUAAGUUUAUUCUCUGGAUUCCCAAACUUUUCCUAGCAUGAACAUCCACGUCGAGUGGCUUUAACAAUAUAAGCUUUGUCUAUUGUACAUGAUCGCACGCUCAGAUGGUUUAAAUUUCGCUCUUAAUUUAUGGUCAUCGAUAUAACAAAAUACAGACGCGCUCUGUAAAUAUUCUCACGGCCGGGUCGCCAUACUACAUUAACUGUAUUCAGGAUGAUAACCAUGUAAGUACGCUCGCGUUACAAAUGUAUAGCUUGUUUGCCCGAAAGGACGUACUUGAGUCGCGCAACUCAAGUAACUUCAGUAUGUUUCCCACCAGUUAUUGUUGUUCCAAUAUCCUACGUUUUCAAUUCAUUCAUCAGUUAUACACAUAGUAGACAAAACAUGUAUAUCGAUAAAAAGAAAAUGUGAUAUUACGAGAAGUAAAUACUUAUAAAAUAAAAGAGAUUUUGUACAAAAUUUUUAUCUUCAUAAAAGAUUAUAAUACAUCACAUAAUCAAGUUUAUUUAGAUUUUGUCUUAUUUAUUUUUAUUUCUUUUUUGUAUAUAUCUUUUUAAUUCGAUUUAUGAAUUUAAUUAAUUUCGUGCCAUUCUUAAUUAUCAGAUUAGUGUCUGACCACUUUUUUUUGCCACUCAACAUUUACAAAACUUUUAACCCACUGGGUACAUACGCACAACACUGUAAAAGUCAUAAAGACGCCUGCGCGUUAUCCUUAGUUACGAAGGAUGCUCGAACCAAUUAGAACAGACAUGCGCAGAACUAUACAAAAACUGGUCGGAUAAUGAGUAUGUUCUCUUGGCGGGCGAAGUAUAUACAGCAUUUUUUUCCUUUUUCAAAAUUUCUACGUUUAAAUUCCCUAGACAGCGAAAAAAUAAUCUCUAGAUAAACAUUUGUGGAAAGAAGACACGCGAUGGAAAGCAUAAAUAUUUACAUUUCUUGAGUGUUUGCGAGAGUAAUUUUUAUUUAUAAUCAUGAUAGACGGCAAUAUUUCCAUGGAGGAGGAUACCGAAUUACGAGAUUUAGUGGUACAAACCCUUGAGAAUAAUGGUGUCCUGGCAAAAGUGCGGGCGGAACUCAGGGCAAGUGUGUUUUUAGCUUUAGAAGAACAGGAAUCAGUUAUGGUAUGUCAAAAUGUUUUAUAAUGGCAUAACAACUUUCAGUACACAU
This is a messenger RNA of Megachile rotundata (alfalfa leafcutting bee), 1712 nucleotides long. RefSeq lists its product as uncharacterized. Gene Ontology annotation, cellular component: centrosome. The record is from RefSeq and is a predicted model, not a curated record. NCBI's taxonomy places the organism in Eukaryota, Metazoa, Arthropoda, Insecta, Hymenoptera, Megachilidae. Gene Ontology annotation, biological process: microtubule anchoring.